AUGUCACAGCACCUGCUGCUGCUGCUACCUUGGGGUGUCGGGGAAAGGGAUGCGCCUGACGUGGCCGUCCCCUCCUCCAGCGCCCUGCACGUGUUCGGGAGGAAGGUCGCGGGGGCAUCUGCCAUCAGGAAAGACAAAAUGGAGCCACGCAGGGGAAAGCAGCAUGGGGUGGGGGAAGGUGGCGCGUUCCCGGCGCAGGGAGAGGAAGAACAGGUGCUACUCCGAGGAAGACUGCCGCUGCUCCCCGGGCCCUGGCAGCCUGCCCCGUGGCAGAGCUGCGCGCGCCCCGGCCUCCUGGCAGCGGAGCCCGCGGCGGAACCACCACAGCGAAGCGUUCUGUCCCCUCGCAGCUGCUCUCCCGAAAACCACAGGUCCUCCAGGAGGCCGAGAUAAACCUACACGCAGCCUUGUCUUCCGGGAGAGGAGAAUGUCUGUUUCCCCACGCGAAAUGAUGUUUAAGAUCCCUGCCCGAGCCCCGAUCCCGCAGUUAAGCAUCAACCGGCCGGCUAACGGCAUUGUUCUUCCGCUUGGCAUUUGCAAGGCAUGGAUUUUUCUCCGUUCUCUCCUCUGCCAAGUCUGCCUCCUCUGAGGCUCUCUGGGAGAGUAUUUGUAACUCUGCAGAUCAGGUUAAGGAAGGAAAAAAAAAAAAAAAAAGACAAUUAAUUCUCCAAAGUAAUCAUGUGGUCUUUAAAAUAUUGUUAUGUAAAUCAAGCUAAGGUGUCUCUAAAUUCAUUAAGUGGGUUGGAGGGUUACUCGCCCUGAAAGGCCCCAGCGAAAUUGGCAGAGACGUUUUCACUACCUAGGUUGUGGUUGUUGACCUUUCCUUCCGUCUUGCUUACACUUUCCUACGGAGGCGGCAGGAACUCCGAGGGGCUUAUUGGAGUGGCAGAAGGAAAGCUCCCACUGAAAAUGCCUGUUAUGCACCUUCCGGGAACGGCCCUCCUCUUUCACCUCCUCCCAGCCCCAGCUGGAAUUCCCAAAUGUAGCCUAAACCAGUACCAUACCUGCUAGACAAAUUAUAUAAAUUAGAUAUCUCUAAGAGGGAGGAGAAUUUUGGAUGGGGAGCAAAUAAAGGAAAUGGAAGCUGCCAAAACAGUGAGUCUUGGUCAAAAUUUCACAGUCAUUUCUCAGGUCUGGAUUCGAGGAUCCAAACACAGGGGAAGUCAAGACAGAGUGUUGCCAUCCUAGCUACUUUUUGGAAAAGGGAAGCAUGUAAAGAUUGACUCCUUUUUCUAGCAUUCUUCAAAGAGCAGGAAAAGUGGGGCAGUAAGUAUUCAAAAGCAUCUGUUUCCUGCCUGAACCCUUCUGAGUACCAGAGGGGACCAGCAGAAGGACCUGCCAUGGUCGGUAAACAUGCAGGGAAGGCUGUGGCAUAGGAAGCCAGACCCGCAGCUGAGCCUCCCAAGAAUUAAGACAGGCAUUCAUUGAAAAACUGUGUUUGUGUUUCUUCCAGUACUGUUACUUUUUAAGGUAUAAUUUACAUACAAUAAAAGACAGAUUUUUAAGUAUACUGAUGUAUGGAUUUUGACAAGUAUGAUGGAACCCACCACCAAUCAAGAAACAGAACUUACGUUGGGCACAGUGGCUCACCUCUGUAAUCCCAGCACUUUGGGAGGCCGAGGCAGCAGAUCACCUGAGGUCAGGAGUUCAAGACCAGCCUAACAUAUAGUGAAACUCCAUCUCCACUAAAAAAAUACAAAAAUUAGCUGGGCAUGGCGGCACAUGCCUUGUAGUCCCAGCUGCUUGGGAAGCUGAGGUAGGAGAAUCACUUGAACGUGGGAGAUGGAGGUUGCAGUGAGCCACGAUUGCACCACCGCACUCUGGCCUGGGUGACAGAACAAGACUCCAUCUCCCCGCCCCCAAAAAAAACUUGUUCAUCACUGCAACAGAUUCCCUCGUGCCUGUGCCCUUUGUUUCAAUCUUCCACUCAUCAAAGGAAACCUCUGAUGGAUCUGCCUUCUGUCAUUACAGAUUAGUUUGGAUAUUCUAAUGUCAUAUUAAUGAAACUACACACUAUGUAGUCAUUUUCUGGCUUUGUUUGCUCAGAAUGAUGUUUUUGAAGAUCAUUCAUGUAGGAACAUAUAUCUAGAGCAUCUAUAUGUAGUUUGUUUCAUUUUAUUGGUGAGUAACAUUCCAUGAUAUGGUUAUACCACCAUUUGUUUAUGCAUUCAUCUGUUGAUAGACAUUUGGGUUGUUUAUUGGUUUGUGGCUUUUAUGAAUAAAGUUGCAAUGAGUAUUCUUU
Molecule: messenger RNA, 2242 nt
Organism: Cercocebus atys (sooty mangabey)
Lineage: Eukaryota; Metazoa; Chordata; Mammalia; Primates; Cercopithecidae
Exons: 1
Coding region: 50-589 (179 amino acids)
Source: RefSeq, a predicted model, not a curated record